CCUUCCCUAACCCUAACCUGCCUUUGCACUAAAUUGCAUCAAAUCUUGUACCAUGGCCCUAUAAACGGGAUGAAAACAGGGUUACAGAGCUGCUUAGAGGAAGCCAUGCUUGCUGAGUGUUUGCACAAUGUUUGAAGAGUCAGAGUAUUUGCAAAGCUUUAAAACUUGGCACCAGCUGACAUUCCGUAAUGACAAUUGUUGACAUGCCUCAGGCCUAACGAGCUGAUUAAGGUCUGAGACCUUGUAAAAAGAAUCUGAGACUUCAGAACUCUUAUGGUUUUUUAAUUUUUGUUUAUUUAUGACAUAAAAGAGAUGAGAACAAGAAUGUCCAAAGAGGUGAAAAUCACUUCAAGUCAGGCCAUGUACUGGAGUGUAGUGUUUCUGAGGGCCAGCUUGUGGGUUCUGUCAGGGCCAGUAUGAAAGACAAGUCAUAAAGGGUUGUGGUUUACACUGGUGACUCUGGAGUCAUCAACUCUACCUCCUGUGAGUGUCCCCAUGGGGAGUACAAGUGCAGCCAACCUGCUGCUUUGAUGAUCUGGGCCAUCCACAACCUCAGCUCCACAGAUGUUGAGUGCCAGUGGAAAAAGCCCAAGGUGCCAUCAGACAAGGUUAAGGCAGUGGAGGAGUGUGGGAGUACAAGCCUCUGACCCGUGCACCAACCCCAGUGGCUGCUCAGUCAAUUCCGGUUUACUGGGAUUUCCUGGAUGCUCACUCCCGAGCCUAAAACCCAGCAGGGACCUCUGCUUCAACUCACCACUGACUGUAUCAUUGCCCCCCACAAACACCUGGGCAGUCAUGGCAUCCUUGCAGCUAUGAGGAUGUCAGUGAGGCAGAUAAUGGCCAUCCAGACAUUGACAGUGGGGCAGAAGGACAAUCAUCUCUGGCAUGUUCUGAGGAAAGGUCGGCCGACGGCAAGCCACUUUGGAAGUGUGCUGAUGGUGAAGCGCCCCCUCAUUUCCAAGCUCUGUGGGAAUCAGGACCUGCAAGGAGUACUGGCUCUACAGUGGGAUAUAGCUAACGAGCAGGAAUGGAUCAAUGCAUUUGAAGAUGCCACCGGCAUGAAGGUCAGAGGGUCUGGUUUGUGGCUGGCUGACUCUUGGGUCCUGGGUGCCUCCCCAGAUGGUCUGGCUGGAGAGACAGACAUCAUUGAGGUGAAGUACCCAUUCCAGUGGGGGGACCAUACUAUUGAGGAAGCAGUGCAGGAUAAGUCCUUGUACCUUCAUCAGAAGGAAGGUGGCGCCUUCCACCAGAAGGAUGAUCACCACUACUGGCACCAAGAACAGGGGCAGCUUCACAUGUCUGGGAAGACCACCUACUGUUUCACCAUCUGGACACCCAAGCAGUGUGUGAUCAUACCCAUCUCCCGUGAUGACUUCUGGCAGCCUAAUGUGGGGAUCUUGGAGUCCUUCUACAAGGAUCACAUGCCUCCACAGCUUGUGUAGAACUGUCAAUGGACUAAAACAUUGCUUGUAAAUCGUUAAUAAUAGUUAAUCAUUUCUGAGAUCAGUUCACCUUUUUACAUCCUUGAGGAUAACUACAUUGUUCAAUUUAUUUGUUCUACAGCUGUUCUAAUGGUUAUAUUUGUUACUUUAUUUAAUUUUUUUAUUUAUUUUUUGGGAGGCAAUCGAUCAGAGUUCUCGCCAUGCCACCUGUCAGUGCCUGCUAACAGGGAAGCCAAUGAUCCAAAACAUUAAAGGAAAUCAAAACAAUGGUGAUCAUUUCAUUAAGGUAUAAAAAGGAAUGCAAUUUGUUACUGUGUAACUCUUUAUUUUACAGUCUGCUGAAAGCCAAUCACAUAACACCACACCCUCACACGUGCGUUAUUUGAAAUGUAAUGCAAUCUGAAAACAAUGAAAAGAACUCCUGCACAAUGUCUCGCUUACUGCUGAAAUUUAUUACAGGUAUAUGGGCAGCAUCACAACACUUACAUAUAUAUAAACAUUAGAGCUACCUCAAUCAUUCAAUCAGAGGACCACAAAGACUGGUCUGGCUGAUGAGCACCUUGAAUUAACACAAAGCAUAUGUGUCACCUGCCAGAAAAUAGCAUUAAAUACAAAAUGGACACAAAAGCUUUAACAAUGCCAAUAAAUCUAAAGCAACAUCCAUAUAGCCUCAAAACUCUCCAAAGGUCAAAAGACAGAAAAGAACAAGUAAAUUAAGAACAAACAUAUUGAUAUAUCAUGAAUCUUACACUGUUAUCAAACACUGUCUGUGCAACAUCUUUAGUAUGUUUAAUCUCACUCUUUGUGAACGUGCCAUGAUGCAAAAACAGUGGGAUGUUCACACUGACUCCUUCUGGCAUAAUGUCUUGGAUUAGAAAUCCUUCAUCAGCAAGUAUAAGAUCACCUGACUUGAAGACCUCCAGGAUUCCACUCUUAGCCACGAUGUCCUUGUCAGAGACUGAUCCAGUUUGCUGCAGUAUGUUAUCACAGCGUUUGUCACCACACCUUGCAAGAUUUUAAAUGAAUGCAUGCCUCUGUAUGAGGAGUAGGUGUGCUUCUGAAGGUCCAUGGAGGCUGAAGUAGCAAUUUUAACUGCUGUGCAAUGUAUGACCAUCCUGCAGUUGCGAUACAUCUGGAAUGAAGACUGUAAGCUUGACAGAUUUUUCUCCCAACUUGGCACAGUGGUCAUGAUGUCCUUGAACCAUAACUCAUGGAGAACAUGGAUGAAUAUAAGUACUAAAUUUGUCACACAAGUGGAGCUACACUGGAAGAGCUGAGCAAGAUGCAAGUUGGUGUAGUUAUGAAAGAGCUUCAUGAGAGUCAUGAAGAUCUAGUCAUCAAGUGACAGAGAUUAUACCUUCCAGUCAGCAUAAUAAACGAUGGACUCUUUAAAUCGUUUCAUAUAGCCAAAGAAGAUGUUGAAGAUGCUUCUGUCUGGGAGGCCAGUUUCCAUCCUAAGUACCUUUUCAUUUAGGGUUGAACCUCGAGUACCUGAAACCUAGACAUUUGGGGGUCAGCACACUGUCAACAGGCCCACUUUCCUCCAUAGGCAGACUCCCUUCCACAGGCAGAUUGCCCCCUACAGCCAGACUCUUCUCCACGGGCAGAUUGCUCUGCACAGGUGGACUCUUCCCACACAGGAAACCUUAUUGGACCCCUCUCAAGUCCCUCUGUAAAAUGGCAGCUGCACUCUCUAGAACUGUCACUGGGCCUCCUGUCUGCA
Messenger RNA from Thunnus maccoyii (southern bluefin tuna), 3165 nucleotides. RefSeq lists its product as uncharacterized. The coding region runs from base 705 to 1442 and encodes 245 amino acids. Lineage: Eukaryota; Metazoa; Chordata; Actinopteri; Scombriformes; Scombridae. The transcript is spliced from 3 exons. The record is from RefSeq and is a predicted model, not a curated record.